CCUCCCCCUCCAUUCUCCACUGCAACGUCCUCAGCUUCCACCGCAAGAAUCAAACAGGAGAGAGAGAGAGAGAGAGAGAGAGAGAGAGAGAGAGUGGGAUCCAUGGCUUCCACCGUCGCUGUCAGGGGGCGGCCGCUGGCCACCCUCCUCAGGCAGCUCCUCACCGACUCGCCGGCCGCCUCCGAAGGGCCCGUCGCCGUCACCGCCGCCGCCGCUGCUCCAGCCUCCACCACCGCCCGCCGCACGUACAAGGUCCAGGGCGCGGGGCCGCUCCGGCGGGACGGCAACGAGUCCUCCGACAGCGACGACGAUGACGACGAGUACGAGCACGUCGCCCCCGCAGACACCCGUCGCCGCGCACGCGCCCGCGCCCGCGACGUCACCGCCCCCUACUACUUCUCCUCCUCCGACGUGGUCGACCCGUUCGGCGCGCCGACGAGCAUGGGACGGCUGCUGGCGCCCCUGAUGGAGGACAAGGCGGCGCCGGGCACCACCGGCUUCUCCACCACGGCGCCGCGCCGCGGGUGGUGGGUGACGAAGGAGGACGACGGCGCGGUGCACAUCAAGGUGUCGAUGCCCGGGCUGGGGAAGGAGCACGUGAAGGUGUGCGCGGAGCAGAACAUCCUGGUGGUCAAGGGCGAGGGGGAGAAGGACCCGGAGGAAGACGCCGCGCCGCUGCGCUACAUCUGCCGCAUCAACCUGCCCGCCGACGCGUUCAAGAUGGACAAGAUCAAGGCUGAGAUGAAGAACGGCGUGCUCAGGGUGACCGUGCCCAAGCUCAAGGAGGAGGAGCGCAAGGACGUCUUCCAGAUCAAGGUCGAGUAGGAGGUCCAAAUCCAACCAACCAAGUACGUAGUAGUGCUAAUGGAUAGCGAGACUAGGAGAAAGUAGUAGCAAUGCUGAGACUAGAUCGAAGAGGCCCCUUUUUGUGAUGGGUGUUGUUGGCUCUGUGUCCUGAUCCUUGCUUGCGUUUUGUUCGUUCGUCCUGUGGAGUUUCUGAUAGUGGUGAACACAGUACGUAACAGUGCAAGUUACCCUCAAGUUCCAAUGGUAAAUAAGCAAUCCGAGUUAUCUGA
Oryza brachyantha (malo sina) is the source of this 1076-nucleotide messenger RNA. Its product is annotated as 26.2 kDa heat shock protein, mitochondrial-like. The transcript has 2 exons. The record is from RefSeq and is a predicted model, not a curated record. Bases 103 to 825 code for a protein of 240 amino acids. NCBI's taxonomy places the organism in Eukaryota, Viridiplantae, Streptophyta, Magnoliopsida, Poales, Poaceae.